Molecule: messenger RNA, 1119 nt
Organism: Aphidius gifuensis
Lineage: Eukaryota; Metazoa; Arthropoda; Insecta; Hymenoptera; Braconidae
Exons: 2
Coding region: 1-1119 (372 amino acids)
Biological process (GO): deoxyribonucleotide biosynthetic process
Cellular component (GO): cytosol
Molecular function (GO): ribonucleoside-diphosphate reductase activity, thioredoxin disulfide as acceptor
Source: RefSeq, a predicted model, not a curated record
AUGAGGUGUCAUGAAAAAUUAUUUUUUCCACUUUGUAACGCAUGUACAUUAACUUUAAAUCAAGAAAAUUGUACUCAUAAUGAAUCAGAACGAGCACUUAUUGGUGCUUGGGUAGCUGAGGAGUUGAAGGUAGCGGUUGAGAAAGGAGCAUACAUUGAAACAAUUCUUAAUUAUGGAUAUGAUGCAACAAAUAGUCAUCUUCACCUUGCGUUAUGGUAUCCUGACACUCCUGGACGUAUGAAUACAAAUAAUGUUGUUGCUGCAGAUGCAAAAAAUGGAGGCUUAGUUGCCAGAUGUGUUCAUACAAAUGCCGGAAAACAAUUUGAGAUGAUUGGGCAUUUACAUUUUGAUGUAUUUAACCAGGAAAAAUUUUUAUUGAAUGGGAUUGAAAUAAAAAUUAAUCUCACACGGCCAAAACAAGAAUUUUGUUUAAUGGAUGCCUCAAACGACAAGGAUUAUAAAAUACAAAUAUUAGAAGCGUCAUUGAUUGUACGCCGAGUCAAGCUAAAUCCUCAUAUUAUGAUUGCUCAUGUAAAAGCCUUAGCGAAAACGACAGCUGAAUAUCCCCUUACUAGAGUGGAGGUCAAGAGUUUUUUACUCACCGCAGGAAUCCUUCGAAAUUGUCUCGACAAUAUUAUUAUUGGUACUUUACCUAAGCGAGUUGUUAUUGGAUUUGUUUAUAACCGUGGCUUCAAUGGUAAUAGGGUCCAUAAUCCAUUCUACUUCCAACACUUUAAUAUAAAUUUUCUAUGUCUCUACGUCGAUGGUAAACAAAUACCUGGAAAACCGUUGCAGCCUACAUUUUCCAAUAAUAUAUUUGAUGCUGAGGCAUACCACACACUUUUUUCUGGUACUGGUAUCUAUUUUGGAGACCAUGGCAUGCAAAUAGAUAGAGAUAGCUAUAGAAAAGGUUAUACGUUAUUUGAUUUUGACUUAACACCAGAUCUUUCCGCACAUAGUGCUGGUCAUUGGAACUUAAUUAAGAGUGGUAGUCUACGUAUUGAAGUACGCUUCAGUGAAGCUUUGGCAGAAGUCAUUAAUUGUCUUGUUUAUGCCGAAUAUGAUGAUAUUAUUGAAAUAGACUCCAGCCGUCAAGUUAUAAUGGAUUAUAGUAAUUAA